GAUGAUUCCAAUCUCAGCUCGUAGUUGAAGGCCAGGCUGGAUUCGCUCGGUCUAGUCUAAAUCCCGUCAUAACCUAAGGUAUGGACGUUUCGAAGCAUCGUGCCAGCUAAGGAGUCGUCCCGCCGUCGAAGCUAUUCGCUAUUUUGAAUUCCUCCUUGUCUCAGCAAUUCUUAUGUGAUACGACGACCUAAGAAGCCGCGCGAACCAUACUGGGAAACCCGUAUCCUUCAAGAAACGAAGAGACCUGUCCGAUUCGCUGCCGUGAAGCUAUAUAAUCCGCCAUGAGUUCGAGUGGGGGAGAUGCAAAGCUGUUCGCUAGGGGCAAAGUUGCCGAGCUCCGGCAGGAACUCAACAGCGGCGGCAAGAAGGACAAGAACUAUUCGGCCAAGAAGAUUGCGUUGAAGAAGAUCGUUGCCAACAUGACCAUGAGCAACAACGAUAUGAUCGCCUUGUUCCCGGAUGUUAUCGACUGUAUGAAUUUGCCGAGCUUGGAGAUCAAGAAGAUGUGCUUUCUAUUCCUGGUCAACUACUCAAGGAUGAAGCCUGACAUCGCACUAAAGGCUCUUCCUAUAUUAAUUAAUGAUAUGGAGGCGACGAACCCGCUUGUCCGCGCUUUGGCGCUUCGAACAAUCGCGUAUAUCCAUGUUCGAGAAUAUGUCGAGGCCACUGUACAACCGCUCAAGAGGCUGAUGGGAGAUAUGGAUCCCUAUGUUCGCAAGACGGCCGCUUUUUGCGUAGCCAAACUCUACGAGCAUGAUAGGAAGAUGGUGGAGGCAUCCGAUUUGAUUGACCGGCUGAAUGCGAUGCUGAAGGAUGAAAACCCAACGGUUGUUUCAAGCGUCCUGGCUUCAUUAGUGGAUAUCUGGGGACGAAGCGAAACAAUAUCUUUGACGAUUGAUUACGCAAGCGCGUCUAAACUGGUAUCAAUCUUACCAGACUGUUCAGAAUGGGGUCAAUCCUAUAUACUGGAAGCCCUAAUGUCCUAUGUUCCACAAGAUUCCGCAGAAGCCCUCCUUUUGGCGGAACGUAUCGCUCCUCGACUCUCUCAUCAGAACUCCGCCGUUGUCCUCACUUCCAUCCGCGUCAUCCUCUACCUUAUGAACUAUAUCGCCGAAGAACGGCAUCUCACAUCACUCUCAAAGAAAUUAUCACCACCUCUCGUGACGCUUCUGUCCAAACCGCCAGAGGUGCAAUAUCUUGUCCUCCGCAAUGCCAUUCUUAUCCUGCAGAAGCGGCCCGAAGUUCUGCGUAACGACAUUCGGGUCUUCUUCUGCAAUUACAAUGACCCAAUCUACGUCAAGGUGACCAAGCUCGAGUUGAUAUUCAUGUUGACCACUAAGGAGAACAUCUCAGUUGUGCUGGCAGAACUGAGAGAGUACGCAACUGAGAUCGAUGUCCACUUUGUGCGCAAGGCAGUCCGGGCGAUUGGGAAACUGGCCAUCAAGAUCGAGUCCGCUGCCAAACAGUGUAUCGAUUGUCUCCUGGACUUGGUAAACGCCAAGAUUCCGUAUAUCGUGCAAGAGGCAACCGUCGUCAUCCGUAAUAUCUUCCGCAAAUACCCCAACCAGUACGAAAGCAUCAUCGGCCAAGUCAUCCAAAACAUCGAUGACCUGGACGAACCAGAAGCCAAGGCGGCCGUAAUCUGGAUCAUUGGCCAGUACGCAGACCGCAUCGAGAACUCAGCCGACCUCUUGCAAGACUAUCUCGCUACAUUCCACGACGAGACAAUUGAAGUGCAACUCUCCCUUCUUACAGCAACUGUCAAGCUCUUCAUCCAGCGCCCAACGAAGGCCCAGCAACUCGUUCCGCAAGUCCUAAAAUGGUGUACAGAGGAAACAGAUGAUCCGGAUCUCCGUGACAGAGGAUACAUGUACUGGCGUCUUCUUUCAUCUGACCCAACAACCGCCCGCCAAGUCGUCAUGGGCCAGAAACCACCCAUCUCCGCUGAGAGCGAGAAACUCGACAACCGCACCCUCGAGGAACUCUGCCUCAACGUCGGAACCCUCGCAACGGUCUAUCUAAAGCCUGUACAACAAGUUUUCAGGUCCGCGCGUACCCGUCGUCUCCAGUACAGUCCGGCUCUUCAAAAACGGGUUGAAGAAUACGGCUCAAACUCCUGGCAAUUCCCGGCACCACCUCUAAGCCUAAACCCCGUUACUUCGCCCACUGCGGCAACCGCAACGUCAGCGAACGGAUCCGCUUCGACGCCAACGGGGAACACGAGCGCCGCCAUUAGUGCAGCGGAUAACUACUUCAAUAGCGUUGCCGUAGGAACACAGCAGAUGGCCGCCUUGGAUUUGGGCGGGCGGGAGGAUGGAGGGUUCGGUGGUGGUGGCGCGCCGCAGACGCAGUAUGUUGUUAAUCAGAGCCAGCAGCAGGCGUAUCAGCCGCAUUUAGCAGGGGGAGCGGCGACGGGGGAGCUGUUGCUGCUGUGAUUGAUGCUUGGAGGGAGGUUAUCUUAAUUUCAGCUUGUAUUCGUAGUUUUCGCACAUUAUAGCGAAUUU
This is a messenger RNA of Aspergillus nidulans FGSC A4, 2504 nucleotides long. Its product is annotated as putative AP-2 adaptor complex subunit beta. Gene Ontology annotation, biological process: intracellular protein transport; protein transport; vesicle-mediated transport. The coding region runs from base 282 to 2435 and encodes 717 amino acids. Gene Ontology annotation, cellular component: cytoplasm; membrane coat; cell cortex of cell tip. The transcript has 7 exons. The record is from RefSeq and is a predicted model, not a curated record. NCBI's taxonomy places the organism in Eukaryota, Fungi, Ascomycota, Eurotiomycetes, Eurotiales, Aspergillaceae. Gene Ontology annotation, molecular function: clathrin binding.